UUUUGCUCUUCAAAUGUCGGCAAGUCUAUUAUGAAUAGAAUCUGCAAUACAUAGUUAUAGCAUUCUUACGGUAACUGCUGAGUUAUGCAAUUUUAUUGUACCUUAAACUCCAGAAGUAGGGUUACAUAAUGCAUAACACUGUUCCAACCAUCAGCAGUAAGUACACGUAAUGCCAAACGUAAGACUUGUCUUUCACACAUGCUGUAUUGAAAACCUUCGGGUGAUAAAAGAAAGUAGACAAAAUGUGUUUACGCACCAGAACGUGCUUUACGAGCGUUCUAAGCCUUUUGAAGGUAUGCCGUAGGAGCUCACGUGACAUAAUGGAAAGAAGUUUUGAAAUGCAUUUUCCAAACUAUGACUAUAAAAACUGGCAAUAAUAACGAUAUGGCAUCAGUCACAGUUAUUCCUUCAUUCCAAUCGAAUAUACAGUUUUCGAAUUAAGGGUUUGAGUAAUUAUUCAAAUGAAGGUUUUCACUGGUCUGCUCAUUGCAGCCAUCGCGGCUUCAGCAUCCGCUGUAUAUUAUCCACCUUCGGUGCCCGUAGAUGUUGAGGAAUCACAUUUCGCCUACCAACUGAAGAGUUUCCGACAAGAAUUGGAUGAAUGUGCGGAAUACCUUCAGGUCUCGCCAGGAUCCGUUGAAAACCUCGUCGCUUAUAACUAUGUAACGGACGACCCCAGCUUGAAAUGUUUGAUUCGGUGUGCUGGCAUCAACGCUGGAUGGUGGAGUGUAGGAGGGAACAACUCCGGACUGCACGGACCUGUCAUCGAAAGUUAUUUUGCUCCAGCUUGUGAUGAUACUUGUUAUGUGAAGCGUACUCAGGAUUGUGUCAGUGCCAAUGUAGUCCCAUGCCAAGACGAUUGCUCGCAAGCUUAUCAGGCAUUCUUGUGCUACUACCAUCAAUACGGUAACCUCAAGAGCUCCGAAGAAUAUAUUCCGCUGCCACAGCUGGAUGCAGUUCAAGCUGCUGUUGAUUGUAUGCUUAUUUUACGCACACCAAAGGAAUUGCUUGAACAAUAUGCUCAGGGAGUGUUCCCUGAAGUUCCUGAAACUCAGUGUCUGUACAGAUGCCAGUAUCUGGCUGAGGGUCUUUACGAUGGAGUUGCCUUCAACUCGACUCGUAUUUACAUCCGUGAAUACGCUGUUCCAUCUCCCCAGAUUAAGGACCCAGCAACACAAGCCUGUGUGGACAAUGGCCUCGGCGCUCCCAAUUGCAACGAAUGUGCUCGAUUCUGGGCUGGAAAGGUCUGCUAUGAUCCUUAUGGUGUACCAAAGCAUUCGGCAGGAUACUUCCAGGUAGCCGCCGGACUUGUUCUUGCACAGAGAACAUGCCUCGACGAAGACUUGAACCCCCGAUACAAUGCCGGCGGUCCAUCACCACCAGCUCCUCCUCCACCAGCACCAGCUCCGACGCCAGCCCCAGCACCAGCCCCCACUCCAGGUUGCAUGUACAACUGUGGUGUUUAAAUUGGAUCUUCAUAGGCAUCAUAUUAUUCGUGAUUCCAUUUUAUAAUGAGAGAAAUAAAAAUAAACAUUUUUGAUUGAGCAUAACUUUUACGGCUUUUCAUUCGUGUGACAAAAGUAUAUUCAAAUUGAAUCUACAUUUAUUUCGUAUCAAAAGCGUACGAGUCAUAUUUGUGCGUUAGAGCACGGGCUGUUUUGACACUUCUAAGAAUGCUGCUGAAAAAGUCACACUGUUUGCAAGCGGAUCGUACUCAGAGAAGAUUUGCUUGUUUUGCCUGUGCCUAUUAGCGCCGCUACUAUAGUCGUUUGUGUUGCAGACGGGAGAGGUAGGACAGAUAUAGGAUAAAUUCAC
This is a messenger RNA of Aedes albopictus (Asian tiger mosquito), 1815 nucleotides long. RefSeq lists its product as uncharacterized. Gene Ontology annotation, biological process: sensory perception of smell. Gene Ontology annotation, molecular function: odorant binding. The coding region runs from base 462 to 1466 and encodes 334 amino acids. The transcript has 2 exons. The record is from RefSeq and is a predicted model, not a curated record. Lineage: Eukaryota; Metazoa; Arthropoda; Insecta; Diptera; Culicidae.